AUGGCUCAGAAGAACAAAAAGGAGCAAAGAGCUCCAAAAAAGCCGACUCAUUCAGAGAAUUGUCAGAAAGGAAAUGAAAGUGUCUGA
Messenger RNA from Caenorhabditis briggsae, 87 nucleotides. The record is from RefSeq and is a predicted model, not a curated record. The transcript has a single exon. Lineage: Eukaryota; Metazoa; Nematoda; Chromadorea; Rhabditida; Rhabditidae. The coding region runs from base 1 to 87 and encodes 28 amino acids.